This is a messenger RNA of Diorhabda sublineata, 4090 nucleotides long. RefSeq names its product ATP-binding cassette sub-family C member 4-like. Gene Ontology annotation, cellular component: membrane. Gene Ontology annotation, biological process: transmembrane transport. The transcript is spliced from 12 exons. Gene Ontology annotation, molecular function: ABC-type transporter activity; ATP binding; ATP hydrolysis activity. Bases 9 to 3848 code for a protein of 1279 amino acids. NCBI's taxonomy places the organism in Eukaryota, Metazoa, Arthropoda, Insecta, Coleoptera, Chrysomelidae. The record is from RefSeq and is a predicted model, not a curated record.
CUUCAAGCAUGGAUCACAGUGAAAACGUGAAUCGGGAGAUUAAUCCCCGAGAAAAUGCAAAUAUAUUAUCAGUUUUAAGUUUUGUGUAUUCCGGAAAAAUAUUUGCCAAGGGGUUUAAAAAAGAUCUUGAAGAUGAUGAUCUGUAUCAAGUUAUUGAAAAGUGUCGAUCACAAACAUGUACAGAUCAGCUGGAAGAUAGAUAUUUUAGUCGAGAUAGUACGCAACCGGGUACAAAAGCUUCUAUUUUCAAAGUGAUAUUGAAAUUGUAUGGAUUCAGGUAUUUUGGAUUAGGAUUAAUUCAUAUGACAUGGAGGUUACUAAUAAGUACCUUGGAACCUGUGGCAAUAUCAAAUUUGGUAGCAUACUAUAAACCUGGUCAAACUGAAAUGACAAUUUACGAUGCUAUAUAUUACGCUGGGCUUAUGCUUGGACUCAAAGCCUUCCAGUUUUUUUACUUUCAAAAUUAUUUUAUAUAUUUGACUGAACUGGCGAUUCAAAUAAGAAUUUCAUUUUGCUCAUUGAUUUAUAGAAAGGCGUUGAGGCUAAGUCCGAAAGCUUUAGAAAAUACAAGCUUAGGAAAUAUUAUUACUAUUAUUACUAAAGAUAUUCAGCAAUUUGAACAGUCAAUAUGGAUUUUUAAUGAUGUAUGGAUUUCAAUAGUUCAGACUAUUAUAAUAUGCAUUUUAGUAUAUUUACGAACUGGAAUAGUAUCCUUCGUAGGAAUUUCUAUGCUAUUAACUGUGAUGCCAAUCCAAGCAUUUAUAUCUAAAAUCAUAAAGGGACUAAGGUUGAAAAUCGGUAAACUAACAGAUGAAAGAUUGCAAAGAAUGCAAGAAACUUUGUCUACUAUUAAAACAAUUAAAAUGUAUACGUGGGAACAGAUAUUCGCAAAGAAAAUAGAAGAGGCUAGGGUGAGAGAACUAAAGACCUUAUUAAAGGCCGCAUACUCAAAAUUGUCUUUAGCAAUAUCCAGCAAUCUUGUAGCAAGAUUUUCUUUAUAUGCAGUAAUAAUGAUGUACAUUUGGAUGUACCACGACAUGGAAGCGGAUGAUAUUUAUUAUAUAAUCAAAAUAUUUGGAGCUUUACGUGUUGCGAUGGAAACGGAUUUUGCAAUGGGUUUUACGAAGUUGGGAGAACUCUCAGCAUCGCUAAACAGAAUUGAUAACAUUCUUAAGCUUGAAGAAAUACCUGAAAUUAACGACGUUCCCGACGACAAACCUCAAGUUCAUCUAAAGUCGGUUUCAUUAAACCUUCAUAAUAGAAGUAUCUUGAAAAAUAUAAGUUUUACUUUAGAGAUAGGCUUAAAUGUUCUAACGGGACAACUAGGAUGUGGCAAGAGUUGUCUGCUAAAAACAGUUUUAAGGGAUUACAUUCCUGAUGAAGGAACUAUUGAGAGUACAGGAAGAAUGAGUUAUGCGUCACAAGAUCCGUGGCUAUUUCCAUCUUCAAUUAAACAAAAUAUUCUGUUUGGAGAAGCUUAUGAUUUGAAAAGAUAUCGACAGGUAAUAGCUGCCUGUGAUUUAAAUUAUGAUUUUGGAAUUCUUGAAAAGGGAGAUGAAACUAUUUUGGCCGAUAGAGGGAUGAAUUUAAGUAAGGGACAGCAAGCUAGGAUAAAUUUAGCGAGAGCGAUAUACAAAGAAAGCGAUAUAUAUCUUAUAGACGAUGCUCUAACGGCUUUAGAUACUCGAGUACAAGAAAAUAUAUUCAAAAAUUGCAUUCAAGGUUUGUUGAAAAAUAAAUGUGUGCUUCUAGUAACCCACAAUCCCAAGCAUAUUAAACAGGCAGAUAAGUUGAUAGUACUGAAAGAUGGGGAGAUAGAUUUUGCCGGUAGUCGAUAUGAAAAUUCUGAACAAAUAAUCGAAAAAAUAGAACAAGUCCAACUUGAAUUGAGAAAAGUUGAUGAGACUGAGGUAGAAAUUUCUGAAACAACUAAAUUACUCGAUGAUAAAUUUGAAAUACGUAGAAAGCAAGUAUACCACGAAGAGAAGAAAUCUGGUACAGUAGAUUUUAAACUGUACCGACAGUAUGUUAAAUUUGGAGGAUAUUUUCUAGGUGCCAUAAUUCUGGUAACUUUUAUAGUUGAAAUUUUUGUUGACAGUGCCUCUCAAAAAUUAUUAAGUACUUGGUUAAAUCAGAAAUCAAACUUAACUCAUAUGAAGAAUAAUUUUCCAAUUAAUUUGUACAUGCAAUAUUCAACGAAUGUUUCGAAUUUGACGAACAGUUAUAUCGAGCAGCACACAACAAAUAUUUCAUCAGAUUCCAUGAACCGUAUGAUAUUUGAAAUAAAUAGUUUAGAAAUUACUUCAUCCUAUACAUUAAAUUUAUAUACUGGCUCUAUGGUAAUUAUUGCUGUUAUGGAGUUACUGAAGCAGUAUUUUAUAUUGAAGAUGGGUAUAGAGGCUUCGAUUAAUCUUCAUAAGAAUAUGGUUGAUAAAGUAGUGAGAGCAACGAUGACGUUUUUCGAUACUUUUUUUAUUGGGAAUGUCCUUAAUAGAUUUGCACAGGAUUUGAGCGUUGUUGAUGAACAUUUACCACGAACAAUGGCUGUGUUCGUAGGCACUUUUCUCCAGUUGUUUAGUAUUGCUGGACUGAUUACAUCAGUCAAUUGGAAGCUUAUAAUUCCAGCUAUUGUGAUAGGUUUGGCAUCAAUACUAAUUCGUGUCGUAUACAUUAGAACAGCCAGAAGCUUGAAACGUCUCGAGGCUGCUACUAGAAGCCCAAUCGUAGGUCAUUUAAAUUCGACAAUGGAAGGAUUGACUACGAUAAGAGCAUGUAAAGCUCAAGAGAUAUUGAAAAACGAAUUCGAUAAGCAUCAAGAUCUAUAUACGAGUGCAUUCUAUACAUCGAUAUGUGUCAGAGGAGCAUUUUACUUCAUUAUGGAUUUAUUUUCACUAAUUUUCGUCACGUCUGUUAUUGUUAGGUUUCUAUUUGCUGAUACAGAUUCUUUAGCUGGAGAUGUAGGUUUAACUUUAACACAAGCUGGAAAUUUGACGAUGAUAAUAACUAGAGGUUUAAUGACAUGGUCCGAUCUAGAAAAUAGUAUGACUUCCGUUGAAAGAGCAAUGGAAUACACGAAAGUAGAAUCAGAAAACGAAUCAGGGCUACAGAUUACAAAUUGGCCCAGAAAAGGAGAAAUUGUUUACGAAAACGUUUCGUUGAAGUAUACGAAUUCUCACGAAACUAUUUUAAAGAGUAUUUCUUUUGUAGUUAAACCAGGGAAUAGAAUUGCAAUCGUUGGAAGAACUGGAGCCGGCAAGUCGUCUAUUAUAUCAACAUUAUACAGGUUAUAUCCGUGCGAGGGACGUAUAUUAAUCGAUGGAUUAGAUCUUAAGACAUUAUGUCUCAAGUUCUUGAGGCAACAUAUAUCUAUCAUUCCUCAAGAUCCAAUAAUGUUUUCGGGAACAAUAAGAAGCAACGUGGAUCCUUUGAAUGAAUACACAGAUGAAGAGAUUUGGAGAACGUUAUGUGAAGUGAAGCUUGAUGGCAUUAUUUUCUCUCUUGAAGCAAAUGUAGCUGAUGUUAAUUUGAGCACAGGACAAAGACAAUUGAUUUGUCUAGCUAGAGCAGUUAUUAGACAGAACAAGAUUCUUGUUCUGGAUGAAGCUACAGCCAACAUGGAUCCUGAAACUGAACGGAUAGUUGAGCAAAUUAUAAAUAAACAUUUUUCUGCUUGCACCUUAUUGAUUAUCGCUCAUAGAUUAGAUGCUAUACUGGACUGUGACAAAGUAUUGGUAUUAGAAAGAGGAAAUGUUGUUGAGUUUGCUGAGCCUAAAAGUUUACUAGAAAAUAAGCAUAGUAUGUUUGCUGAAAUGGUUAGAAACUCGAAAAUAAAUGUACUGAGCAAUUGAACAAUUUGUAUUGAUAAUUUUAAUAAAUCCUAUUGUCUUCUAAAAUUUAUUUUAUCCAGCUUGCAGCUCCAGAUUUUUGAGAGGCAGUUCCAAUGACAAACAUGUGGUACCGGUUUAAAACAUCUCUUGAAUAUUCUGAAUAGAAAUUGGUGAAUAGUCUACUGAUAGAGAGCUUGGAUUAUCUCCUUGUGUCGUUUUCAUAGGAAAGAUUGUAAUAUAAAGAAAAAUUGACAAAGUGGACA